Molecule: messenger RNA, 7121 nt
Organism: Ceratina calcarata
Lineage: Eukaryota; Metazoa; Arthropoda; Insecta; Hymenoptera; Apidae
Exons: 10
Coding region: 919-6888 (1989 amino acids)
Source: RefSeq, a predicted model, not a curated record
UGUGAUGGUAACCCUCGUAGUGUCAGCUCUAUCGGUUGUGUAAUUCACCCUCGACUCGCGGUUCGAUAGUCAUCGUCGCUGGAAAAUCGUCAUUCAGGGAUAAAUUAGUCGUCGAGGAUUAAAAUUAUUGAUGCUAAAAGUAUGUUGGGCAGAAAGUUAGAGGGGAUGUUGUUUGAUAUAAUUAUUCUAAGGUCGAUAUUUAGACACUUUUUGACACUUUGAAUAUAAUUUGUAAUAUCGUCAUAAAUUGGGGAAUAAAAAGAGUAUCAUAUAAAAAAUUAGAAUCGUUAAGAGGAGAUAAUCCGUAAUUCUGACUAGCUUAAAUUUUUAUAAGAAUUCCUUCAAUAAAUCCUUUGCAUAAAUUGAAUGUGAAAUAAAUGAAUGCUGAAGAGAUAUUUAAGUACUCAAUACCAUUUCUAAAAAAAAUUUCAAAGGAUAAUAAAUUUAUAAGUAGCUAGAUUACCGGAUUCACUUUAUUAACAAUUAAAAAAUAAUCGUUCAUAUAGUAUAACUUCAAUAGAAUAUGAAUCACUCAAACGCGAAUGAAAAUUACUUAGCAGAGAAUGAAUUCGUAAUGCUACAUCGCAUGGGAAGUUGAUCGACAAAUGAUCAAAGUAUAAGACUGAUGCCUCGAACCAUUGAUCGAACCGGGGAAUUACGGGUUGUUAGUCCGGAAGUUUCGUAACAAAGACUGUGAACUUGACAUCCGAAAGGCUGACCUUUCAUCAAACGACGUAAUAUCGCGAUCGAGCGGUUUUAUUCGUGGUUAGACCAGCGACACGAACUUGCAAUCUGAAUGAAAUUUAAAUCGUGCACGUGUUGAGCCUCGCAUUAUUACCGUAACGAGUAAUGGGCCACAAAUUAGAAAGGUGGUACUUGCGACCUCACGGACUAUGAAUACCGAACGGAACGUACCUAAUGAAACGAAAGAGAACAUGCGAAACGAUGAAACGCAAGGAGCAGAAAAAGAAGCAAUUGAAAAAUACGUCGACUCGGUCCAAACAGCUGGAAGCCCGUGGAGUCUCCAUGGACAUGGAAACGUCCUGGGCAGCUCAAGAGCUGACAACUGUCUAUACCAAUCUAAAUGACAUGGCUCGCUUCCAGCAGAAGCAGCUGCAGGAGAAGGAGCAGAAGCUGUUGCAGUUGUACGAUCAACAGCAGCAACGCGCUUAUCAGGUGGUGCAACGAGCCAGCGCCGGUUCAAACGGGUCGAGUCACACCGCCAUCAGCAGUCAGCACACCGUCACAAGGACCUCGACCAGCAGCCAUACAACCCCGACCUCGCAUGGUGGAAAGGUGAGGCAGAUGUUCGACGAAAGACGACAAACGGUAAAGGGCAUCGAUAGGAGCUACCCGCUGGAGCCGUUGGAGAACAAACCGCGGAAGCAGACGCACGUCGGCGGUGGGCAGAGGAACGGAAAUUUGACGGUGAACCGACAGUCCGUGACGGUGAGGCGAGUGGCCCGAGCCGAUGUGAAUAGUAAUCUGAACGGCGGGAAACCGGUCGUCUCGUAUCACGAGGAGAUCACCAGGGAAUCUUACGGGCCGUCCGUUCGCCAGCUCCAAGACGAUGACGAAUUUGGGAACGAAAACCGCAUCGGGCAAUAUACGAACGGAAACGAGACACGUAUCGAGGAAAUUGGGGAGCAGGAGGCGAUGGAGAGGAAUCGCAUGAUGGCAAAACUUCAUCUGAUGGAGUACGACGAUACGCUGAAGCACCGCGUUAAAAACGACCUCGAGAGCGAGGAAUUCCCGGCGGACUACAUGGUGGAUGUUCCUGACAAGCUUCCGAAACAAACUGUUGCCAAGAAGCUGUCCCAAGCCGAGGCGAGGUUGGAACGCUUUAAAAACGCCAACGCGAAACGUGCUAACAGCGUUGCGAAGGCCACCCUCACGAAGAAACGAUCCGAGCCAAUACAUCCAUCGAAGUCUGCUUCCAGCGAAUACCGUGCGAUCAAGACUAGGACGCAGCUAUUAGACAGAGCAUCCAGCAGCAGGAAAGAGAAUCCUGGGCAUGCAAAAUCGAGGACUUCUAAGAGUAUAGAAGAGAUAUUAUCAUCGGAUUCUGAGAAGAACGCGAAACAAACCAGUCCUCGGUUCUUUUGUCGAGAGUCCGAGAAAUCCGCCACGAGUUACGCGAUUGAUGCGAAAACUGUUGCGGUAUUAUCAUCCGAUACAACAAAGGGUAGAGUACGGAGGAGCGAGAGUCCCUUUUCUAAAGAAUCAGAAAAAUCUGCGACUACGUACACCGUCGAUUCGAAGAACAUUAAGAAAUCAUCGCCAGGAUUGUUGAAUCGUGAAAAAUCGAGAAGCCAAAGUCCCAAAUUCUUUUGCAAAGAAUCAGAAAAAUCUGCUACCACAUAUGCAAUCGACUCAAAAACUGCGAAAAGAUUUUCUCCCGAAUUAUCUACCGAUAGAAUACGCAGAAGCGAGAGUCCCAAAUUUUUUUGCAAAGAAUCAGAGAAAUCUGCUACCACAUAUGCUAUCGAUUCAAAAACUGCGAAAAGAUUUUCUCCCGAAUUAUCUACCGAUAGAAUACGCCGAAGCGAUAGUCCCAAAUUUUUUUGCAAAGAAUCAGAGAAAUCUGCUACCACAUAUGCUAUCGAUUCAAAAACUGCAAAAAGAUUUUCUCCCGAAUUAUCUACCGAUAGAAUACGCAGAAGCGAGAGUCCUAAAUUCUUUUGCAAAGAAUCAGAGAAGUCGGCCACUUCUUACGCAAUUGAUUCGAAGACUGCAAGGAAAUUUUCACCUGAGCUUUCGAAGGACGUUAAAAAACGAAGCGACAGUCCUAAAUUUUUCCGUAGGGAAUCUGAGAAAUCUGCUACCACUUACACUAUAGAUUCAAGAAGUCGUUCAACGUCGCCAGAUUAUAUGAGAGCCACAGAGAGUUCCCUUUUAAAAUUAGAAACUAAAAAUAAAAAGAAUAUACUUAACAAUGUGAUAAAAGAAUCGGUGGGUAUCGACACAGUGGAUCCACAUAUAAAAUCUUCUUCGACUUCAGAAAGUCCGAAGUAUGAUAGAAUAAAUAAAACGCAAAGUCAAAAGAAACCCCUUAAUGCUUUCGAACGUCUAAAAAGAGAACGUAGCUCGAGUCCUCAGUUCUUCUGUCGCGAAGGUAGAAGGUCAGCAACGACAAUGAGCAUCGAUAGCAAAAAUAUAAGAUCCAAAUCAGAUUCUAGCGAUACACGAAUAAAGAAGCAUGAUGAACGUGAAGUUGUUAAAUCAAAAUCGCCGGAUGUCAAAUCCUUAAGAAAAUCCAACAUUAGUCCAGAAUUUUUCACAUCAGAUUCGGAAAGAUCCGCCACGAUCAUAAUCGUGAAACCCGAGACGAUUACGAAACAGAAAACGGAGACAGAAUUAGGAAACGCUGAACUGAGAACUCCCAGUCCUGCCAAAACUGUUAUAACUCCAAUGACGGAACGAAGGAGAGAAACGUCCGAGGUAAGCGACAACGAGAGCUCGAAACGUUUGAUACGUAGCUCGGUGUCGCGAUUUUUUUCCGAGAAGUAUGAGAAAGCGCUGAGAGACGCGAACGUCGAUGACAGGAGCGACGGGAACGUUCGUUUGUCACGCGACUCGUCUCCGUUGUCGUUGAGAGACUUGCGAACACCCAGCCCAUCGACAUCCUAUCGCGGCGGAGUCAAGACGCUUGACGGGUCUACUGACAGAAGCAGCAGUCGCGCCUCGUCACCGAAAUCGCGGAAAAAUGCAGGCAGCAGGGGAGAAACACCGGAAUUUUACUGUUACGAGACGAGAAAAUCAGCCACGACAGUCAGCUUGAAACCUAAAAACGUGACGAAAGGACGUUCCAAGAGUUUGGGACUGAUUGAACGGAAAGUUACCGCGGUACCUUCUGCAAAACGCAGAAGCCCGACCAAUCAACUGAAGAAUGGAUCGUCGAGGAGCCAGAGGGGCACCGAAGCGUCGGAUCGCAGAGGAUCCAGCAACGUCCUACGGUCGAUCAAACUGAUCCGCGACGCUAUGAAGCGCCAGACCGACAGAAAUCAGGCCGAUUAUGCUUGGAAGAAGCGCGCGAGGGAGUCUCGGAGUUCUUCGGCCGCGAGCGGAAUAUCAAGCGACUCGAAGCUGCGAUUGAAAUCGUGCGAGGCGAGGAAGGAAAUCGGGACGGGUGGAAAAGUUGACGGGGCCUCGCCUCGCGAACUUCGGGUCGCCGAAUCGAAUCCCGAAAGUUCCGCAGAAGUGGACACGGAGAGUCUGGAAAUCACGAUACCCGAUCAGUACAUAAAACAGGAGCAGCUUCGAGGCACUUACUCGAAGUCGGUCGAUAAGACAGUGGAUGGUGGAAAAUCGAGUGUAGGGAAACUCUUCACGUAUUCCGUACGGAAGCCGGUUAAAAAAAGGAGGUCUCUGUUCGAUUCGAAAGUAUUAGAGCCGUCGGGAAUAAAAGAUAGCCAAGGGGCGUGCGAUCAGAGGAAGACCGAUGUGAAACGCGAACCGUGGAGCAGUCCUUCUCCGACUAAUCUCGUCGCUCGUGGUUUCAAACGUCAAACGGAGAAGAAUACGACGAGUAGAACGAAAGAGAAAAAAUUCUCAAGAUUUAGAGAGCAAACAUCAACACAAUUGAAACAGAAAGAUAUUCGGAAAACGUUUGGUAAUCUGAAGCAGGUAAUACGCGAUGCGUGGAGCAGCAGCCCGUCACCGACGAACGAGUCGAUCAUUCAGGAAUCAAAACGUCGGGCAGGAAAUAUAAUAAACCGGAGAAAUGAAAGUGAAAUGAUUAAAUCUUGUGAGCGAACACAGAGUCCGAUCCAACGAAAAGCGAGAGGGACGAUUAUAGAUGAACCGAAGGUGCAGCGAACGUCUGGACAGGUUCAAAUCUUGAAAUCGAUGGAGCUCGUUCAACGAGCUAUGGGAAAGUCAAGCGUCGAGAAAAGGAAAUCUUCGGAAAGGGCAUAUGAAACAAUUUCUGAUGGUAUUGUUAAAGAAAAGCGUGCCGAAGUCAAGAGACGGGGCUCCAGUUCGUCGACGAUCGUUUCGAUAAAGGGUGGUGCGUCGUUCUGUAAGGAUUACGGGAGAACAGACUCGGUAGAAUCGGCGUUAAGACGAUUCGAUUCUAUCGGAACAGAAGGUGACUCGGAAUCGAUGCGAAGCACCCUGGAACGAAACAAGAAAUCGAUGACUGAGAAAAAACAGACGAAACCGAAGCCGAUUUCCUUGAAAGCACUCGAUCGACCGAGCAGGAACCUCUCCGUUAGUCCUGAGAGCAAGCCGUCCAGCACGUCCUCUUCUAGAAGAACUUCAGUUUCACCCGAGAACAGAGCGCGGGAGAAAAUGUUCGGGCAGAAAAAAUUCGCAGCGGCGAGGGACUCUUUGGAGAUCGCUAGAAUCGCGAUUAGGUCCAAGUCGCCUGCGUGCAAGCGGAAGCUCUUCCAGGGCGACGAUUCUGAGGCUGAAAGCUCGAAAUACAGUUUCGGGCGUCUCUCGCCGAGGUCCAAUAAAAGUGUAACACCGGAAUCGUUGAGAAGCGCGAGCCCUUCCAAAUCAAUUAUUGGCGAUCAUCGAUCAUCAACAAUAGACACGGGAAAAAUCGAUGAAACAGCAGUAAGCGACGAUCACUCGUUGUCAGUAAAACCGCUGAGAUCAAUAGAAGACAUUCGUAAAUCUAUCAAUGGCGAAAGUUGUAAUCGCGACGCGAAGGGAACGAGAAAGUCGGCAAUCGCAAGCAACGCGUCGAGACGAAUAAAUAUCGAUGAUCGCGCUGGACGUAAGAAAGAUAUAUCUUCGCGGUCGGGGAAGAUCGUCGUGAAGAACGCGGACCCUUCGUCUGUAAAAUGUGCGAUGCGUUUCUCUAGGGUCGUGAAAAGUCCGAGUCCAGAGGCGACCAAAGAAACGAGCACCCGUGCGAGGAGAAACGUUCCGGCGUCGCCGUCGAAAAGCCCGGAUACGGUGGCCAGGCGUCCAUCAACCGAGUUGAAAGCUCAAGACACGAAACCGACGAAACGACCAACGCCUAUGAAAGGCACGGAGCCAAUUGGAAACAGGAAAACGACGACGACAACGACGAGUACGAGAAAAUCGACGGAUGUCGUCGAUGGCACUAUUCUCGAGAAUGGUCUGCGUUUAGGAGACCAAACUGCCGAAACGAAAUACGAUAACGGCUCGUCCGCGACGAGGAAAGGCAACGCUUUUGUCAUCGACUUCGACGAGCAGCCGCCGAAGGAUAACGAUACUCCGCCACAGCGGAAACCGCUCUUGCGAAAGCACUCCGAGAAACAGAUCCUUUCCACGCAGUCAGGUCGACUUUCCUCGUCAGUUCCGUCCACCUCUAACGGCAGUUCGAUGCAGGGUCAGACAACCACUAUCAGAAGCAAACUGGCUACAAGAGCCAAGACACCAACUUCUGCUUCAGUAUCGCAGAGGGGAUCAACUUCUGGCAAAACUCCACCGUGUCCAGCCGCCGCCGAUAGUCUGGUUCCCUGCAAAAUAUGCGGCCGCCGUUUUGCACAGGACCGGGUGACCCUUCAUGAGCAAAUAUGUGCAAAGACAGCUCAAAAAGAGAGGAAAAAGUUCGAUACGACAGCGUUUCGAGUAAAGGGCACCGACAUCGAGCCAUUUUAUAAAAAGGGUCUUCUCAAAAAGCCGCUCGAGAGAUCGAAGAAACCGGAGGUGAAGACGAACUGGCGUCGUAAACAUGAAGACUUCAUCAAGGCCAUACGCUCGGCCAAGGAAGUGCAGGCGCAUCUGGCCGCGGGUGGGAAACUCAGCGACCUGCCCCCGCCGCCGGUCAGCGACAAUUGCGAUUACAUUCAGUGUCCCCAUUGCAAGAGGAGAUUCAACCAGGCCGCUGCCGAGCGUCACAUUCCCAAAUGCGAGCACAUGCUGCACAACAAGCCGAUACAUUCGCGGGCACCGAAACCAAGGCGCUAACCGACCAACCGAACGACCUUUCUUUUUCCUCUUCUUUAAACGUAAUUAAAUGCAUACAUGCUUCGAUCGGGAACAAGAUAAGUGAAAGUGCCUUUGUUAUAGGAAAGAGAAGCUUGAAAUAAAAAUCGUAAAAGAGAUCGUAAAGAAAAUAUAAAAUUUUUAUAUCGUACGAGAGGAUUGUAUAUCGUAAUGUAGUUUGCCCCCUUGUACAAAAAAUAAAAUUUUAACACGGA